This is a messenger RNA of Gilbertella persicaria, 1054 nucleotides long. RefSeq lists its product as uncharacterized. The record is from RefSeq and is a predicted model, not a curated record. Bases 175 to 807 code for a protein of 210 amino acids. Gene Ontology annotation, molecular function: RNA polymerase II cis-regulatory region sequence-specific DNA binding; DNA-binding transcription factor activity, RNA polymerase II-specific. The transcript is spliced from 4 exons. NCBI's taxonomy places the organism in Eukaryota, Fungi, Mucoromycota, Mucoromycetes, Mucorales, Choanephoraceae. Gene Ontology annotation, biological process: regulation of transcription by RNA polymerase II.
AAUAUAAAAUACUUCUUAUGAACAAUCAACACUGUCAAGAACAAGAACCCAACCCAUUCGAACAAAGUUUUUCAACAGUAUCAACAAAAGCACCUUUUUAUGAUCCAUAUCAAGCAAAAAUAACUUGUCACCCCCAAAAUGGGAUAGAGAAGUGGGUUUCUGACAUCUCAACUUAUGCAUACGAUUCUGGCUCAGUCAAUGGUAAAAACCGAAUUUAGAUCAAAGUAUCAUCUAAUUAAUUUAGAUUCAUAUUCUUCUGUUUCAGACACACAAGUGACAAGUGAAGAUAGUAGCAGCGAUGAUGUUUUAAAUCGCCGGCAACAACAACAACAACAACAACAACAACAACAACAACAAUAUGUAUUUGAACCCACAAGACAAUUUUCAGCCCAUAAUAAACAACAACAACAAUGUCAACACACUAAAUCGGCCAAUAAUAAGAAGCGAUCGAAAUCGACAAAAUUACCUGAAGAUGAAGAGAAACGAAAGAACUUUUUGGAAAGAAACAGAUUAGCUGCAUUAAAAUGUAGACAAAGAAAGAAACAAUGGUUAUCUAAUCUCCAAGCGCGCGUUGAGUUUCUGACAAAUGAUAAUGAGCAACUUCAAUUAGAAGCAAAUGCCUUACGUAAUGAAAUUAUGGACCUCAAAACCUUAUUGAUUACACAUAAAGAGUGUCCUCAAUACAAUGCUGCUUUACUUCAAAGAGCCCAACAUGUACCCAUGUUGGAUGAAAACGCACAACUUCCCUAUCCAUUUGAAUAUCAUUCUCAUGUCUAUUAUCAUAAUCUCUCAUCUUCUACAGCUUAACUUUUUUUUUAUAUAAUCUAUGUAAAUAUGUAUGUAUGUAUGUGUAAUCUUUUUUAUUUUUUUAAAAAAGAAAAAGGCCCCCCUUCUCACUUAUUCUAUUGUUUUUUUUCUUUCUCUUGUCAUGUAUCCAUUUUAUAAAUUAUGUAUAGUUCUCUCAACAUGCAAUUUUCUUCUUUUAAAAAAUACGCAUAUUCUAUUUACAUUUCAUUUUUUUUUAUGAUUCAAAAAUAAACAUAUUUAUUCUAAA